Candidozyma auris is the source of this 1563-nucleotide messenger RNA. RefSeq names its product aldehyde dehydrogenase (NAD(P)(+)) (gene ALD5). The record is from RefSeq and is a predicted model, not a curated record. The transcript has a single exon. Gene Ontology annotation, molecular function: aldehyde dehydrogenase (NAD+) activity. Bases 1 to 1563 code for a protein of 520 amino acids. NCBI's taxonomy places the organism in Eukaryota, Fungi, Ascomycota, Pichiomycetes, Serinales, Metschnikowiaceae.
AUGUUGAUCAGACACUCUCUCAAGCAAACAUACAGAAACGGUGCUGGCGCCUGCCUCGCUGCAGCUAGACACUACUCAAGCUUGCCCUUGACGGUGCCCAUCAAGUUGCCCAACGGCACUUCAUACGAGCAGCCCACCGGUUUGUUUAUUAACAACGAGUUUGUUCACCCCGUGCAGAAGAAGUCGUUUGAGGUGAUUUCUCCAGCUACUGAAGAGGAGAUCACCCACGUCUACGAAGCCAGAGAAGAGGAUGUGGACAAUGCCGUCAAAGCUGCCCAGGCUGCUUUCGAAGGUGGCUGGUCUGGCUCUGACCCUUCGGUAAGAGCCACAGCGUUGCACAAGAUGGCUGACUUGAUUGAUCAGAACGCGGAGACCUUCGCUCACAUUGAGUCUUUGGACAACGGUAAGUCCCUCCAGAACGCGAGAGGCGACGUUGCCCUUUGUGCAUCUAUCUUCAGAUCCACUGCUGGUUGGGCCGACAAGAUCUUGGGUUCUGUCAUUGAGUCUGGCGACAGCCACUUCAACUACACCAGAAGAGAGCCUCUUGGUGUGUGUGGUCAGAUCAUCCCAUGGAACUUCCCAUUGUUGAUGUUCACUUGGAAAGUUGCUCCUGCGCUUGCCACCAACAACACUGUCGUGUUGAAGACCUCCGAAACUACCCCCUUGUCCGCUUUGUACUUCUGUAAAUUGAUCCAAGAGGAGAACGUUCUUCCACCUGGUGUGUUGAAUGUUGUGAAUGGUUUCGGAAAGAUAACUGGUAACGCUAUCACUGACCACCCUGGCAUUAGAAAGGUCGCCUUCACUGGUUCCACUGCCACUGGUAAAGCUAUCAUGGCCAAGUGUGCCAAUACUUUGAAGAAGGUUACGUUGGAGUUGGGUGGAAAAUCUCCUCACAUCAUCUUUAACGAUGCUAACAUCGAGAACUCUAUUAAGAACGUGAUUGCUGGUAUUUUCUACAACUCUGGUGAGGUCUGCUGCGCUGGCUCGCGUUUGUACAUCCAAGAGGGCAUCUACGAUGAAUUUGUGACCAAGUUUGUUGCUGCUGCUGAGGCGGUCAAGGUUGGAAACCCAUUUGACGAGGACACAUUGCAAGGUGCUCAGAACUCUUGGAACCAGAUGGACAAGAUUUUGAAGUACAUCGAGUCUGGUAAGGCCGAGGGUGCCAAGUUGUUGUACGGUGGCGAGAGAACUGAAGGAAAGGGUUUCUUCAUUAAGCCAACCAUCUUUGGUGAUGUUACCGAAAAGAUGAAGAUUGUGACUGAGGAGAUCUUUGGUCCAGUCAUCACGGUCCACAAGUUUAAGACUAUCGACGACGCUGUCCGCUUGGCUAACGACACCGAGUACGGCUUGGCUGCUGGUAUCCAGUCAGAGAACGUGCACACUUGUCACGACGUUGCCAGAAGACUCAAGGCUGGUACUGUUUGGGUCAAUACUUACAACGAUUUCCACCCAAUGGUUCCAUUUGGAGGUUUCGGCUCCUCCGGUAUGGGCAGAGAGAUGGGUAAGGAAGUGUUGGACAACUACACCCAGACUAAGGCCGUCAGAAUGAAGGUCCUCGCUUAA